AGUUAUCCACAUUUUUAAAUUCAUCAUUCUCCAAUUCCCCACUUCAUUAAACAUAUAUCUAUUAUAUCCUACAAAUUCUCUUCUGGAAGGAGAAUUACGCGCAAACUGUCAUUCUUUAUAAAAUAAUAAUUCUUUAUAACAUUGUUUAAAGAAGUAUUAAUAAAUUAAUUUGACAUUUCAAAUUUUUUACCUUCCGACUUUUUACCUUUCAACUUUUUACAAAUAAUUUCAAUUAAAAGAUCCAUUCAUCAUGCAGAAACGAAGUGCCAAAUAUGCUCUUGAGCGAUUUGAAAACCCAAAAGUUUAUAACCCUUACAUCUUUCAUCGUCCAUUUAUGUUCCGUUGGAAAGGUUCGGUUAUUCCAAAAGUCUUACCACAAUCGCUCCUUGUAACCAUAUUAUCGGCUAUCAUUACUUACCUUUACGAAGAAACACAAAUAAAUCUUGGAAUGAAACAAACAUUUAUCACAGUACUUGGUUUAGUAGUGAGUUUAUUACUUGCGUAUAGAACAAAUACAGCGUAUGAUAGAUAUUGGGAAGGUCUUGGAACUUGGUCGAGAAUGGUUGGUGCUAUUAGAAAUAUGACACGCUGUAUUUGGGUAAACGUUAACGCUGAAGAUUCUGAGAAAGUUAUAGACGAUAAAAAAAGAGCAGAACAUUUGGCAGAAAAGAAAACCGCUAUAAACCUUCUUUUAGGUUUCGCCAUUGCUACAAAACAUUAUCUACGUGAAGAGCCAGUAAAAUUUGAUGAUAUUAAACCAUUUAUCUCAAAUAGUGAUAGUAAUUCUCCUGGAGUUCAAGUUUUAGUUGGUAGCGGAGAAGAUUAUUUUCCUGAAACUGGUAGUAAUAGUAGUACAAGCACUUUUGGCGGAAAGUUUAUAAAGAGUCUCAAAAAUCUUUUACCUACAUUUAAAUCAGAAAGCAAAGUUAAUCAUAAUUUACCUUACGAACUUACUUUAUAUAUUUCAUCAUAUAUUCAUAGUUUACAUGUCAAGAAAACAACAGAUGAUGCAACAAUUAGUAAUUUAUAUUCUAAUUUAAAUUGUUUAACUGAAUGUUUAACAUCCUUCGAAAGAAUUUUACGUUCCCCAAUUCCUUUAGCCUAUGCAAUUCACUUAACUCAAGUAACUUGGAUUUAUUGCCUAAGUUUACCUUUUCAAUUAUUGGAAGAUCUUGGAUGGUUAACUAUUCCCGUUACAUUCCUUAUUACAAUGACAUUAUUUGGGGUUGAAAAAAUUGCCGGUGAAAUUGAGAAUCCAUUCGGGUGGGAUGAAAAUGAUUUAGGUUUAGAUGAUUUUUGUGGUUUAUUAAAUCGUGAAUUAAGUCAUGUAACUUCUGAACCAAUUCCACCUAUAAAUGAAUGGAUUUACACAAAAGAAAAUCUUCCUUUCGAAACAGUAAAUAUUAAUGCCAUUCCAGCUCGUAAUUUACAGGAAAUAUUUAAUUCGAAUACCAGUGAAUCUGUUGAAAAAAAUGUUGAAAAUUAUAAAAAUGAUGAAAAUCAGAAUGAUCAUAAUAAUGAUAAUAAUGAUACUGUUAUUAAAAUGGAAUAAUAAUAUUAAUUAAUAGAAUCAUGUAUUAUUUAAUUAUUUCUUUUUAUUAUAGUUAAUUAAAUUUC
Rhizophagus irregularis DAOM 181602=DAOM 197198 is the source of this 1617-nucleotide messenger RNA. RefSeq lists its product as uncharacterized. Gene Ontology annotation, molecular function: chloride channel activity. Lineage: Eukaryota; Fungi; Glomeromycota; Glomeromycetes; Glomerales; Glomeraceae. The record is from RefSeq and is a predicted model, not a curated record.